CCAGGCGCCAGGUGAGAGAGCUGGGUUUAUAGCAGCGGCCGGGCUGAGCAGGGCACUGGAGCUGGCCGAGCCACCACCAGCAUGCUCUGCGCCCUGCUUCUCCUGCCCAGCCUCCUGGGGGCUGCUCUGGCCAGCCCCACCCCCGACCCCCAGGGGUGUGCAAAGGGCUCGGCCGUGUGGUGCCAGGACCUGCAGGCGGCGACAAGGUGCGGGGCCGUGGGGUACUGCCGGACGGCUGUCUGGAGCAAGCCCACUGCCAAGUCCUUGCCCUGCGAUGUGUGCCUGGAUGUGAUGACUGCCACCAGCAACGGGCUGGACCCUGACGCCACGGAGACCGACACCCUGGCCUUGGUGACAAAGGCGUGUGAGUGGCUUCCCAGCCAGGAGGCAGCAGCCAAGUGCAGGGAGCUGGUGGAUGCCCACCGCUUGGCCCUCCUGAGCAUGCUUGACGAGGCCCUGGGCAGCGCCCCGGCACAGGUGUGCACCGCGCUCACCCUCUGCCAGCCGCUGCAGAGACACCUGGCCACCCUGCGGCUGCUCUCCAAGGAGGACACAUCAGAGGUGGCGGCGCCACUCAUGGCCCACAGGCCCCUCGGCUUCCACCCUCCGCAGAUUCCCGGGGGCACCACGUGCCAGGACUGUGUCCAGCUGGUCACCCGACUCCAGGACGCAGUUGGGUCCAACUUGUCCAACUUGGCAGAAGUGACCACGCAGGAGCAGUGUGAGUCCCUGGGGCCUGGCUUCACUCUCCUUUGCAAGAACUACAUCCACCAUUUUUUUGCCCCAGCUGAACAAACACUGAGGCUCGUAGUGCCGAAGGAGAUCUGUGGGAAGGGGGGCUUCUGUGAGGGGCUAGAGGGGCAGGCCCACCUGGCUGCUGUGGCCGGGGUCCCUUCCCUGGAGCCGGUAUCCUCAAGAAGGAAGACUGAGAUGCACAUGAAGGCCGGCCUGACCUGUGAGAUGUGUCAGCAGGUGGUCCAGGAGCUGGAGGGGUGGCUGGAAUCCAACAAAACAGAGGUCCUCAUCACCCAUGCCCUGGAGCGCGGCUGCACCAAGAUGCCCACGUCCAUCAUCCAGGAGUGCAUCACCUUGGUGGAUGCCUACAGCCCCUCCUUGGUGCAGCUCCUGACCAAAGUCACCCCAGAAAGGGUGUGCAAGGCCAUCGGUCUGUGCAGUGGCCAGAGGCGGGCCCGGGCAGUCGACGAGGCCUAUGCAAACACGCUGCCCCCAAUACCGAGCAGGGAAAACCAGGGCAUCUUCUGCAAUGGAUGCAAGAGGCUGUUUGCCGUGUCCGCUCGCAACCUGAGGCUCAAGAGCACGGAGCGCAGCAUCCUGAGGCUCUUCAGGAGCGGCUGCGGCAUCCUGCCGCUGCCCUACAUGGUGCAGUGCAACCGCUUUGUGGCUGAGUACCAGCCCGUGCUCACUGACAGCCUCAGGGACAUAAUGGACCCUGUGGCCCUGUGCACGAAGAUGGGUGCCUGCCACGCCCCCAAGGUCCUGCUGCUGGGCACUGACCAGUGUGCCAUGGGCCCGGGCUUCUGGUGCAUGAAUCAGGAAACGGCUGAGAUGUGCAAUGCUGUGGAACACUGCCGGCACCACGUGUGGAAAGAGACGCCCUCCCACGCCAGUCAGCAUGCGUGAUCAUGGCCUCCAAAGAUCCAGGGCCUGCUAGUGCCACCCAGGAGGGCUCCUUAUCUGCCUGAAUCCCACAGGGGCCCUACGAGGUGGGUGCUGUCCCCAACCCCAUUUCACAGGAGAAACCAAGGCUCUGGGCGGGGAGGCUGGGAAGGAGCAGGGCUGAAAUUCUGAGCCUGCAGAGCAUCUAACAGCGACGGCAUAUGGCUUUGCCCUUGCAAGUGUCUGCAGUGGGCCGGACCAAGCUGCGUGGGGUGCCCUCCCCGGCUGACUGGCCCUGGUCUCCGUUGCUGCAGUGUACUGUGUACUGUGUACUGUGCAGUGUUCUGGUGCCCCUCUACACCUUGCUGAUGAACACCCGGGCUGAGCUGUGGUGGCAGGGCAGAGAGAGUGGGAGGGAUCACGUGGAGUGGGGCCCCAUCCCUCUUGCCCAACAGCUUGGGCAGGGACGGGUUCUCAUCCACAGCCACACUCUUGAGCGAGCCAGACUUCCUCACCCUGGGCUCCUCGGGUGGCCCCAAGGUGCUCAUCAGGUGCGAGUGCCCGGGUACCUUCCUGGGGAGGAGGCUGGGGCCUUGGCCACAUCUCCAAGGGGCAUUUGGGCUUCAGAGCAGCCCGUCCGAUGCCUCUGCCCACCACGGGGACCCUCUGCUUGUGCCCCAGGUGCUCAGGGCCCUGCUGACGGAAAGCCUGUUUUAUGCUCUAAAUGAGGAGAGAAAAACAUGUCCGGUGAGAGCCCAGGGGGAGAGCCAGGGGUCUGCAGUGGCUUUGAGGGGCUGUGGAGCAGUGGGCACACAAGCCAUGGUGGGUAAGUCCCUGCACCUGCCAGAGCCUUAGUUUUCUAAUCUGUGCGCUGGGAGUGGUCACUCCUGCCUCCUGGGAAUGUUGACGCAAUUCAGGGAGAUGUCACCAAGCUUCUCCCCACAAGAGACCAGCAUCUGCCAGUCCGCUGGGACCAACAGAACCCAGCUCGGAGCCCCAGAAGAACCUGGCUGUGCAAGGACUGAAUAAACUGCUAGCAUCCUGUGAAAA
Messenger RNA from Manis pentadactyla (Chinese pangolin), 2667 nucleotides. RefSeq names its product prosaposin like 1 (gene PSAPL1). The transcript has a single exon. Gene Ontology annotation, biological process: sphingolipid metabolic process. Bases 82 to 1641 code for a protein of 519 amino acids. Gene Ontology annotation, cellular component: lysosome. The record is from RefSeq and is a predicted model, not a curated record. Lineage: Eukaryota; Metazoa; Chordata; Mammalia; Pholidota; Manidae.